Aspergillus clavatus NRRL 1 is the source of this 567-nucleotide messenger RNA. RefSeq lists its product as uncharacterized. Bases 1 to 567 code for a protein of 188 amino acids. The transcript has a single exon. NCBI's taxonomy places the organism in Eukaryota, Fungi, Ascomycota, Eurotiomycetes, Eurotiales, Aspergillaceae. The record is from RefSeq and is a predicted model, not a curated record.
AUGGCCGACGAGCAGACACCAUCCACGGAGCAGACAGCCCCUACCGCCGAAGCCCAGAAGAAGAAGCCCCGCAAGCUGAACAAGAAGCCAGCAGAGGAGCCCACAGAAGAGCCAGAGAAGCAGCCCGACGACUCGACUGAUGCUCCCGAGCCAUCAAAGCCCGAAGACAGCACGCCACAGACGGAAGCCGAACCAAAGCCCGCGAAGGAAAGACAGCGCCGCAACCGUCGCUCUCGACGGCCGUUCCGCGACGAGGACGAAUCCGAAGCCAGCGAGCAGGUCGAGCGCCCCCGUCGGCGCCGUCCACGCACCCAGCGCCAAUUCCAGGCGCCGGAUGAGACCUCUGGAAGGGAAGUAGGCCGGCCCCGACCGGACCCGUCGAACUCCUUCUUCAGCGAUUCACCACAGCAGCCCUUCUGGGGAAACCAACAGCAAACCCAGCCCGCCGCUGAAAAGCAGGAGAAGGGCCAGGAUAAUACCCUGAGCUUGCGGUUGGAGUUGAACUUGGAAAUCGAAGUGCAAUUGAAGGCGAGGAUCCACGGUGAUUUGAUGCUGGCAUUAAUGUGA